GGGCCCGGGGGCGAUGGGGGUUCGCUGAGGGCUCGUAGGGCUGCCGGCGCCAUGUCGUCGUCGGGGAACGUGGCGGACGAGCUGAAGCAGCAGGUGAUGAUCAACCAGUUCGUGGUGGCGGCCGGCUGCGCGGCGGACCAAGCGCAGCAGCUCCUGCAGGCGGCCCACUGGCAGUACGAGACAGCCCUCAGUGCAUUUUUCCAAGAAUCCAGCAUCCCGUACAGCCACCCCCAUCAUCAGAUGAUGUGCACACCUGCCAACACCCCAGCCACGCCACCCAACUUCCCCGACGCCCUGACCAUGUUCUCCCGCCUCAAGGCCUCGGAGAGUUUUGGCAGCAGCCCUGCAGCAUCCAUGGCCACCUCCCCUCCUCCUCCACCUCCACCGCUCCCUCAGCCCGGAGGCUUCUUCGGCUCAGCCUGGCCGGCCGGCUCCCCUCCUGGCCUACCAAGCGCUUGGACUCCCACUCCUCCAUCGCAGCCCACGGGCUGGCCCGGCAGCGUCUCCCAGCAAGCCAGCUCCAAGCCAAAGGCCAGUGCGACCCUGGAGGCCGAGAGAUGAGGCCCCAGAAGACGGCCGUGGGUGCCCCUUUGGGUGGGGAUGGUGGACCCCCUUCACUGCCUGAGACUCCAAACUGCAGCAGGACAGGCAAGGCAGUUGCCUGGUGUGGCUUUGCCUGGUCUUAGGAGCGGAAGAUGCUCUUUCUGGGCACAGGAGAGAGGCUGGUGUAGGGCUGCCGUUGUAUCUUUGCCCCCACACUCUGGGCAAAGACCUUCACGCACCUUUCUUUUGCAGGGGGGGUCUUUUACUUUCCAGCUCCAGGGGCCUUGUGCGGGAGGAGACCCUGGGGAGUAGAAGACGGGAGGGAGAGGCCCCCGCCUGACUCUGAAGGACAGCAAAGGCCUGGCGCCUUCCUUGGUAACAGCCAUCCAUGGACCAAGUUGCAUGCUGAUUUAAAUGUCCCCCCCAGAAACAGUGUGGGGGUUUUAAAAGAAAACAGAACAUCCUCUCCUUUUUUUUUUGGUUAAUAAUCUGUGCAUUUCUUUCUGUGGAUUAAAUUUUUUUCCUGACA
Molecule: messenger RNA, 1072 nt
Organism: Hemicordylus capensis (graceful crag lizard)
Lineage: Eukaryota; Metazoa; Chordata; Lepidosauria; Squamata; Cordylidae
Gene: UBALD1
Product: UBA like domain containing 1
Exons: 3
Coding region: 52-561 (169 amino acids)
Molecular function (GO): protein binding
Source: RefSeq, a predicted model, not a curated record